AUGGAGUCGCCAUUUCCCAAGUCAUCAUCUGCUGCUGGAGAGGGCCAGAUUGUUGCCCAGCUCUUACCAAACGGCCUUUCGGGCCUCCAGACCAUGUCAUAUCAGUACCCGCUGAAACUCAUAUCCCCAUCUCCGGCAGCCGACCAGAAAUGCGUCUUGGUCUUUCUCCUGUCUUACGGGGGCGGGCUCGUCGGUGGCGAUAGUGUGAGCCUGUCUAUCAGCGUCCUUCCCGGGGCAAAACUCGGCAUCGUCACUCAGGGCCACACCAAGAUUUUUAAGUCCCCGUCUCCCGACGUAGUCACGCGCCAGAAGCUUGAAGUCCACAUUGGCGAGGGCGCAGGUCUCUGUCUUUUGCCGGACCCCGUGCAGCCGUUUGAUGGAAGCGUAUACGAACAAACUCAAGUUUUUACAGCAGCGCCUACUGCCUCCUUAUGCCUCUUGGACUGGGUGACGCAAGGCAGAACGGCUCGCGGUGAGGACUGGAGUUUCAUUAGGUGGACAGGGCGAAACGAGGUUUGGUCAUCGGUAGACACGGCAGGGAGUAAGAACCGUCUACUUGUCAGAGACACGGUGAUCUUGGAUAGGGAUAGUCAAGACCUGGCAGGCAGAUCUUUACGGGACUCUAUGCACGGGAAUGGGCUAUUUGGUACUCUAAUAUUGCGUGGCCCUCAAAUGCAGACGGUAGGCAACUUCUUCCUCGACGAAUUUGCGGCUCUGCCCCGACUAGGUGCGAGGGAUUUCAGAUCAGCAGAAGCGCGAGCGAAGGAGGAAAGCAACCUAUCCGAGAUGGAGUUAUGGCGACUGAAGCGCAUUGAAAUGGAGACAAGACAAGGUAUCUUAUGGUCAGCAGCGAGGGUAAGGGGCUGUGUGAUUGUGAAAUUUGGAGCGAGCACCGUCGAAGCUGGGCGGCUAUGGAUUAGCAGCAUGCUCGCCCGGGAAGGCAGCAUCUCGAGUAUUUUUGGCGAGCAAGCAUUGUUAUGUGUAAAGUGA
Messenger RNA from Colletotrichum truncatum, 990 nucleotides. RefSeq names its product urease accessory protein. The record is from RefSeq and is a predicted model, not a curated record. NCBI's taxonomy places the organism in Eukaryota, Fungi, Ascomycota, Sordariomycetes, Glomerellales, Glomerellaceae. Gene Ontology annotation, molecular function: nickel cation binding.